Lacerta agilis (Sand lizard) is the source of this 2630-nucleotide messenger RNA. RefSeq names its product eukaryotic elongation factor, selenocysteine-tRNA specific (gene EEFSEC). The record is from RefSeq and is a predicted model, not a curated record. The coding region runs from base 174 to 1937 and encodes 587 amino acids. The transcript has 8 exons. Gene Ontology annotation, molecular function: GTP binding; translation elongation factor activity; GTPase activity. Gene Ontology annotation, biological process: selenocysteine incorporation. Lineage: Eukaryota; Metazoa; Chordata; Lepidosauria; Squamata; Lacertidae.
GGCUGGAGAGGGGGGGGGGUGUUGAGUGAGUACUGUAGAUUAGGGCAAGGGAAAGCAAACCGCAGGAACGUGGCCGUCUCCUGUGAUUGGAACAGUCCCAACCUGGCCUGUGUUGUCACAGGGGUGGUGUUGCAAGCACCUUGAAAGAGAAAAGAACUGUUUUCAAGACAUCCAUGGCUGGUGCAGUUGCUACUCCCCCUGUCCCAAAGCCCAGCACCUCUCAUCGACUGAAUAUAAAUGUUGGUGUCCUGGGCCACAUCGACAGUGGCAAGACUGCUCUUGCGCGGGCCCUUAGCACUGUUGGUUCCACUGCUGCCUUUGACCGAGCCCCGCAGAGCCGAGCUCGGGGAAUCACCCUGGACUUGGGCUUCUCCUGCCUCUGUACAGAGUUGCCUCCACACCUGGGAACUGAGCCUGGCGAGCUCCAACUGACCCUGGUGGAUUGCCCAGGACAUGCCUCCCUUAUUCGCACCAUUAUUGGAGGGGCUCAGAUCAUUGACCUGAUGAUGCUUGUGAUAGACGUAACAAAAGGGAUGCAGACUCAGUCAGCAGAGUGCUUGGUGAUUGGGCAAAUUGCAUGUCAGAAAAUGAUUGUGGUUUUGAACAAAAUAGACCUUCUUCCAGAAAGUAAACGACAAGCUGCUGUUGAGAAGAUGUCGAAGAAAAUGCAGAAGACCUUGGAAAAUACUAGGUUCCAUGGGUGCCCUAUAGUUGCCACUGCGGCAAAGCCUGGCGGACCAGAAGCUCCAGAAACAGUGACGCCGAUAGGGGUUUCUGAACUAAUUGAGGUCCUGAAGGCAGAGGCUUACCUACCCACAAGAGACCCUUCAGGAUCUUUCCUCAUGGCCGUAGAUCACUGCUUCUCCAUUAAGGGUCAAGGCACUGUGAUGACGGGAACCAUUCUUUCAGGCUGUGUCAGCAAUGGAGACAAUGUGGAGAUUCCUGCCCUCAAGGUGACAAAGAAGGUCAAGUCCAUGCAGAUGUUUCAUACUCCAGUUAACUAUGCCAUGCAGGGUGACAGGGUAGGAAUCUGUGUGACUCAGUUUGAUCCAAAGCUGUUGGAAAGAGGUCUGAUCUGUACACCUGAAUCUCUCCAGACUAUUCACGCUGCUAUCAUCUCUUUAAAGAAAAUCCCAUAUUUCCGAGGCACUCUUCAGACCAAGGCAAAGUUUCAUAUCACAGUUGGCCAUGAAACUGUUAUGGGAAGAGUUAUGUUCUUCAGCCCAGCUCCUAAUGACUUCACCAAAGAACCCCUGGAGAAUGAUUUUGAUUUUGGAAAAGAAUAUCUUUAUCAGGAGGAAUAUCUUUCCAAAGACUCAAAGUCCUCAGAAGAAAACAAGGAGAAUGACUGCACUGAAGAAAGACAGCUCCCAGAACAACAGUGGGCCUUACUUGAGUUUGAGAAGCCAGUUACCUGCCCUAAACUGUGUCUUGUGAUUGGCUCAAAGCUGGAUACCGAUAUUCACGCAAACACUUGCAGGUUGGCGUUCCAUGGAGUGCUCCUCCAAGGGAUGGAAGACAAAAAUUAUGCAGAGACAUGUCUCCCAAAGCUUAAAGUUUACAAGCUGAAACAUAAGGAAGGACAAGUGGAACGGCUUUGUGAUGAUUACAGUGUGAUUGGCCGUUCACUGUUUAAAAAAGAGACCAACAUCCAAAUUUUUGUGGGGCUGAAGGUCAAGCUGUCUACAGGAGAGGAAGGUUUAAUAGAAGGCGGCUUUGGACAGAGUGGAAAGUUUAAAAUCCGCAUUCCAGAUGGGGUGAGGCCAGAAACAAAGGCACUUCUGACUGCCACCUCUAAGAAGAAGCCCAAGGCAGGGAAGGGAGAUACAGGAAAAGAGGAUGAAAGCAGCAAGGUUGACUCAGUCCAGCCUGUUCAUAUCACUCUUCUCUUUAAAAGAUACGUCUUUGAUGCACAGAAGAAAAUGAUUCAGUCUUGAGAAACAUCCGAGGUAUCCUUUAAAGGCUGAACACCAAAAGGCAUUUCCCAUGGACUCUAGAUCAUUCUUACUGGCCUUACAGAUGCUUUAGAUAUUUCUGGCUUUGCUGUUCCAAUCUGCUGUGCUGCAGGUAGAUGGCACCUGUUGAAACUAUUAAUUCACAGCUAAUGCUAAUACUUCCGUAUCAUUUGUAUUUUAUAUAUUAAUUUGAACUUUCUGAUGCUUUGUGAUUGUCUGUAAAUUGAACCCAUAAGUGAAAUUUCACCACCCUGACUUGAUGGGAAGGCAAAGUGUAAACACUGUGCAUGUUGAAACUAAAUUGGGUGUUUAAAUUCUUUUAUGUUUAAUAAUCCAAACGCGCUGUUUGUAAGGCAAGGAUUAUUUUGUAAAUGAGGUUUGUAUCUUGAGUACCAUUUAUAACUGGCUUCAGUGUCAGAACAUCCUCAGGGAUGUACAUAAUUUCAUGGUAUACGUUGUUAACCUUUUCUGUUCAAUGCUUUGGUAUAAUACUUCUACACAAGCUUUCUGAAUCUGCUGGUUAAUGUUUUCCUAGGAAAGCUGAGAAAAUAAGCAACCCUGAGCUACUCUUAAGAAGUUCUGCUGAAUGUGAAUGCUGCUCACCAUCUCCAAAAACAACUUAAUUGUGAUUACCAAAGUGUCAAAUUGUGAGAAUAAAUAAUUUAAGUGGCUUGA